Molecule: messenger RNA, 1418 nt
Organism: Pelmatolapia mariae (spotted tilapia)
Lineage: Eukaryota; Metazoa; Chordata; Actinopteri; Cichliformes; Cichlidae
Product: B-cell receptor CD22-like
Exons: 7
Coding region: 1-1335 (444 amino acids)
Source: RefSeq, a predicted model, not a curated record
AUGGUGACAGUCGACAUGUUGCUGAUUGUCCUCUUUGUUCCAGCUGCUUUGGCUGGUUGUUCUGUUAAAACAGCACUCUCCAUAACUGCACCAAAGAAGCUGGAAGCACUGAGUGGAUCUUGUUUGCAAAUCCCAUGUAGCUUCACACUCAAAGAAGGGCAGACAUUUAACAGCACAAGAAAAACGUUUGGAGUGUGGAUUAAAAAUGGUCCUAGAUUUGGCAAAAAUCCAAACAAUGUGAUCUUCAACAGUAGUGGAGCAGUUAGCAUCUAUCCAAUGAGUGUUACUGGGAACCUGAGUCAGAGAGACUGCACCACUCUGUUUUCUAAUUUAACCACCACAUACACAGACACAUACUUCUUCAGAGUAGAGAGAGAACCAUUCAAGGCGACAGCUUCUUGUGAUCCUCUUCAAAUAACAGUCAGAGAUUCUCCUUGGAGGCCCAAUAUUACAAUCUCAGGUGAUCUGAAGGAGAAGGAGUCUGUCACUAUAACCUGCUCAGCUCUCACUCCCUGUCCACACUCCCCUCCUCAACUCACCUGGAAUCUCCAACAAGACUCUCACAACAAAAUAGAGGAAAACACAGAUGGAAGCUUUACAACUAAAAUCCAGCAGACCAUCACUCUGUCAGACACACAUGAUGGAAAGAAGAUCAACUGCUCUGCCAGAUAUCCUGUGAACCAAGGAAAAGACACCAAGACAGCAGAGACAGAAGAGACUCUCAGUGUUUCAUUUGCUCCUAAAGACACCUCAGCAUCCAUCAGUCCAUCAGGUUUGGUGUCAGCAGGCAGCUGGGUGAAGCUGACCUGCUCCAGCAGAGCCAAACCUCCAGUCAGCAGCUUCACCUGGUUCAAGAAGAGCAGAGAUGGAGCUGUGAAAGUAUCUGAAGGAGAGAUUUACAGCUUCAAUGUAACAGAUGGAGGAGUUUAUUACUGUGUGGCCACUAAUGAUCUGGGUAAUCAGACAUCAGCAGAGAUGAUUCUAACAGUAACAGAACAGCCUUCAUCAUGGUGGGCUGCUGUAGGUGGGAUCAGCGGGAUCAUCAUAUUCAUCUGUAUGGUUUUUGUGUUUUGGCAACUAAAAUCAGCACAUCGACCUUCACAUCAGACAUGGAGUCUGUCUCUUCAAGAAGCAGCCAGAACAGCAGAAAAUGAAGACGUCCAUUAUGGAGAGAUUGACUUCUCCAAGCAGAGACCUUCUUUAGACCCAGUGCAGGAGAGCACACAGCAGCAGGAUUUGGUGUUUUCACAGGUCAAAGUGUGCAAGACUCCAAACAGCUUAACACAGACAUGUGAUGGGCCAGAGUGUAUCUACGCUCAAGUGCAGAAGAAAUGAGUGAAACCAAAACAUGACAAAGAAAACGGAGGAUCUUUUCUCUUUUUCUGAAUAUAUCAAAUAUGAGAAGACUGUGUAAUUUU